AUUUUAUCGAUAACGGUCGAGAUAGUCUCGACGACAAAGAAACAGAUGGCGUCAUUUGGCGGAAAGUACAAAAUGUAGUUGGAGGAGAUUUAUAUCGUUUUACGGAACUUUUUACAUAAUGGCUGAUUCAAAUUCUCCACCUUGGCUGAAACCAUGUGAAGUACUAAGACUGCAUAAAAAAGCAAGAAGACAACUUCAAAUGACAAGUAAUGUUCUUCAAACCAUUGACAUAAAUAAAACGCAGCCUUUAAAAACAAGCCAAGAAAUUGGCAUAAUAGAAGAAAAACAUGUGAAUCCAUUUAGCAAGUCUGUUGCUAAAAAAAAUAUGGAUAUUUACAAAGAUUAUUUGUCAGGAAUAUCUCCUCAAACUUCAAUUACUGUAGAUUUAUUGGAUGAAAAUACUGUCCUUGGUCCACCAGAAGUAAAAAGUUCAAAGAAUACAUUAUUAAAUAAUGUGAAUAAGUUUGAAAAUAAAUCUGAAUGGAUUAAUAGCAUUCCUGUAGACUGGAGCUUAAAAACAAAAGUUCGUUUUAUGUCGACUAAACCAUUUCCUUGGCGGGGAAAUCUCAAAACUGUAGAAGAAGCAAGUGGUACAACAAGUUUUACUCGCUGUUUGGAACUUGAGCAACAUAAAGGAAAAGAUUGUGUGUUAGAUUCAAGUCCUGGAGCAUGUUUUUAUAAAAAUUGCUUAUAUUGGAUGCACCCUUCUCUUCCAUGGUUACAAUUAUUUCCUCGUAUGGACGUAAAAAAAAAUAAAAAUUUGAAUCAAGCUAUAACUUCCUAUAAUGAAAUCAUUCAAGAUUCUUUACAUUCUGAUUGGUGUGAAAGCUUCAGAUCAUUAUAUCAAUUAGUGAGGACCUGCCAGUGCCCUUUCUUUUAUUUAUGUGCAGCAUCAUUCACAGUUCUUUUUAGAGCAGCAGGUAUUAAUGGUUUUGCUGAAAUAAAUGCAAUGAUAACUCCAACUACUAGAGGUCUAAGACAAGCUCUUAUCGCUGAAGGAAUCAAUUUUACUAUGCCUUUGAGUGAAAGGAAAACUAAUAACCCUGGAAAUGAAUUUACACAGGACACUUAUUCUCAGUUGUCAAAUACAAGUGAUGAAUCUAUCAUUCCAGGUGACAGUGGAUUUGUUGAGGGAAAUGAUGAAUUAGCGAGUGAUGACGAAGAACCAGGUUCCUGGCUUGAAAGUUUAGGUCUUAGUCAGCAAGACUUUCCAUCUUUAAAUCCCAAUAAGAUUAAAUUAGAUAAAGAAAAUGGAAAAAGUGUCGAUUACCGACCACAAAGUCUCGUAUAUGUUCAAGGAAUGGAAACGCAAGCAUUAGUAAAUUUUCUUUUGAAUACAAAACUAUGUUUCUCUAAAACAGGACCACUAACGGGCAUUCCACCAACACUUCUUUCUCCAACUGCUUUUCAUGGUGGAUCACUUCAAUCUGUAAAGGUGCGUCAAGGCAACGUUAAACAUAACAAUGUAAAUCAACACGUAAUAGAACUGAACGGUCCCAUUUUCCCUAGUACGUUGCACAGGCUCUGCCAUUUGCUUCGUCAGACGCAAGACGGAAACUACAAGUCUCUACUUCUCUCGCACAGACCCACCAAUCCGUUUUGCUCUGUGCUACCAUGUCACGAAGAGUCUUCUUUUUCUGCUUUUGCAAUAGAAAAUCUGAAGGACUGUGGAAUAUGUAAAGACACCUUACAGUGGAUGUGUGCCAAACGCUCUGCAGACAAGACUGGCCUGAAUGAAAUUAUUUCAAUAAAUGGCCUGUACAAGUGUACUUGAACAACUUAAACACUCGCAAUGAAGCUCAACCUUAAGUAAAUAUAUUUUUUUAUUAAGCUG
Messenger RNA from Centruroides sculpturatus (bark scorpion), 1834 nucleotides. RefSeq names its product protein downstream neighbor of Son-like (gene hd). Lineage: Eukaryota; Metazoa; Arthropoda; Arachnida; Scorpiones; Buthidae. The transcript has 12 exons. Gene Ontology annotation, cellular component: nucleus. The record is from RefSeq and is a predicted model, not a curated record. Bases 119 to 1774 code for a protein of 551 amino acids. Gene Ontology annotation, biological process: nuclear DNA replication.